GAUAUGAGUGCACUGGUUGAGGGUCGGAUGCGUUACAUCCCCUUGGCUCCAGACUCCGACUGGAGGGAUCUGCCCAACAUCGAGGUCCGACUGAAGGAUGGCACCCUGACUAAGAAACUGCGUUACACACAUCAUGAUAAGAAGAAUGGGCGUAGCGGCACCGGUGCACUCAGAGGUGUUUGCACCUGUGCAGGAGGUAAGCCUUGUGACCCUUCAGACAGGCAGUUUAAUACCCUGAUCCCCUGGUGUCUGCCCCACACUGGGAACCGCCACAAUCACUGGGCGGGACUCUAUGGCAGGUUGGAAUGGGAUGGUUUCUUCAGCACAACAGUCACCAAUCCUGAACCAAUGGGCAAGCAGGGCCGUGUACUCCAUCCUGAGCAGCACAGAGUUGUCAGUGUGAGAGAGUGUGCACGCUCUCAGGGGUUCCCUGACACCUACCGCUUCUUUGGAAACAUCCUGGACAAACACAGACAGGUUGGAAAUGCUGUGCCCCCUCCGCUCUCCAGGGCCAUUGGGCUUGAGAUUAAGAGGUGCAUCACGGAAAAGAUGAAGGAAGAACAAGCAUCAGAGAACAUUAAACAAGAGAAGAUGGAGCUCUCUGAUUAAGCGUGUAAAGUUUUCAUCAAGAAUCACUUCUGCAAAUCCUGAUGCUGGUGAAAUGAUUUCUCUCAAAUAAGUUGCGAUAUAAUGGCGUCACCAAGUGGCCGCUAUGGACUUUCUAUGUAGUACCAUUCCACAUUGAGUUUUAAAUGUGCUUUUAAUCAUGAUGUUGUUGCUGUUGUUGUUAAAUGUUCACCUAAUGUGGGAUAAAUUGUAUGUAGUUUUUAUAUGUAAUAUUUCAAAUAAAUCUUACGAAAUUCUA
Oreochromis niloticus (Nile tilapia) is the source of this 865-nucleotide messenger RNA. RefSeq names its product DNA (cytosine-5)-methyltransferase 1. Gene Ontology annotation, molecular function: DNA binding; DNA (cytosine-5-)-methyltransferase activity. The coding region runs from base 4 to 609 and encodes 201 amino acids. Gene Ontology annotation, cellular component: nucleus. The transcript is spliced from 5 exons. Lineage: Eukaryota; Metazoa; Chordata; Actinopteri; Cichliformes; Cichlidae. The record is from RefSeq and is a predicted model, not a curated record. Gene Ontology annotation, biological process: negative regulation of gene expression via chromosomal CpG island methylation.